AUGGCCGAGGUACCUAUUGGUAUGCGCAGCUUGCACAGUCUUCCGGCAGCCGUGUCACUCAUAAGCGCUAUGCAGAACUUCCCAGAGCACCAAUACCCUUCCAUAGUCGGCCGACCCAUUCUCCGAACCGAAGAACAGAAUGCAGGGGACAUCCAAUUGAAGGACAUAAUGUGCGGAGAGGAGGCGGCAGCAGCGCGCUCAAUGCUUCAAAUCACCUAUCCCAUGGAGAAUGGCAUUGUAAAACGCUGGGAUGAUAUGCAACAGCUAUGGGACUAUACAUUCUUCGAGAAGCUGAAAGUAGAUCCAACCGGCCGGAAGAUCCUCCUGACCGAGCCGCCCAUGAAUCCGCUCAAGAACCGCGAAACCAUGUGCGAGGUCAUGUUCGAACGAUACAACUUUGGCGGUGUGUACGUGGCUAUUCAGGCUGUGUUGGCUUUGUACGCGCAAGGACUAUCCUCUGGUGUCGUUGUCGAUUCAGGAGAUGGUGUCACGCAUAUUGUCCCUGUCUACGAGAGUACUGUCCUGAACCACCUCACACGCCGCCUUGAUGUGGCCGGACGAGACGUCACACGAAAUCUGAUUGCCCUUCUUCUGCGGAGAGGAUACGCACUCAACCGAACGGCCGACUUUGAGACUGUUCGCCAGAUCAAGGAGAAGCUUUGUUAUGUAUCGUACGAUCUCGAGUUGGACCAACGCCUCAGCGAAGACACCACAGUAUUGGUGGAAUCAUACACAUUGCCGGACGGUCGGGUCAUCCGAGUGGGCAGUGAGCGAUUUGAGGCUCCCGAAUGUCUGUUCCAGCCCCACCUUGUCGAUGUGGAGCAGCCUGGUAUCGCGGAAUUCCUGUUCAACACUAUUCAAGCCGCGGAUGUCGACGUUCGAAGCAGUCUAUACAAAGCCAUUGUCUUAAGUGGUGGCAGUAGCAUGUACCCCGGUUUGCCCAGCCGAUUGGAGAAGGAGUUGAAGCAGCUCUGGUUAACCAAGGUCUUGGGCGGAAAUCCAGAACGAUUGAGCAAAUUCAAGGUCCGUAUCGAAGACCCACCGCGGCGAAGGCAUAUGGUGUUCCUUGGUGGCGCUGUACUGGCGAAUAUUAUGGCCGACAAGGAGAACAUGUGGAUAUCAAAGGCAGAAUGGGAAGAACAGGGAUCGCGAGCGCUGGAGAAGCUAGGUGCAAGAUGA
Molecule: messenger RNA, 1179 nt
Organism: Plenodomus lingam JN3
Lineage: Eukaryota; Fungi; Ascomycota; Dothideomycetes; Pleosporales; Leptosphaeriaceae
Source: RefSeq, a predicted model, not a curated record